CUGCCAGAUGACGUAGGAACGGAAAGCACGUCUCGUUUUUGUUUGCGGAAGCAGCCAGACAGCUGUUGAGAUCCUCUGCUUCAUUCCAUACAGGUAAUUCCGAGUUAGUUUUCCACAAUCACAACCACUUUCCCAUUCUUGUCGACUCAGACCAACGCCAUCAACGUCUGUCUACCUACCCAUAACACUGAAAUCAUAAGAAAAGUCCAAGAGAAUAUAUCUGCUCAACUACCUACCCGCACUGUAUCAACCAUGGCUUCUAGCGGAAAGGGUAUCGCCACCACCAACGAAGUAAUCGAGAGCGCCGUUAUUCGGGCUCCGCUCUCGCACGUCUGGCACUUUAUCAAGCUGCCCAACUUCCAUAACUUCUGGUCCGCCAUCGAGAAGGCCGAGCACGUCAAGGGCACCAGCCAGGAAACGGAUGUGGUCAGGUGGACCUUCAAGGAUGGUAGUGUCGUCGAAGUGAAGCAGGAUGAGCACAGCAACCUGGAACACUACAUCACGUACAGCGUCAUCAACGCCGAGCCCAAUCUGACAUACUCGAGCGUUGUGAGCACGAUCCGCUGCUGGGCUGUCACCUCUGGCGAGCUGCAGGAUACGACCUUUGUCCGCUGGACAUCCAAGUUCUCGAGCGAUGCUGACAUCGGCGUUAUUGAGGAUGCCAAGUACAAGCGCCGUGAUGCGCUGAAGGGCCUUGCUGCGGCUGCGGACAAAAUGGUGAAGGAACACUCGAAGUGAAAGGAGAGCGCCGGCUUUAGGUAAUGUCGUUAGGAAAAGAAGAGUGGCUCGAAUCCCAUGCCUGGCCAGUCUGGGUUAAACAACGGAAGGUAACCGUCGACAUUGAUAUAGCGUCUCGCACAACCCCGUUAUGAAAUUAUUAAUGACCGGAGUGAAUGGAAAAGCAAUUCAUUCAA
Chaetomium fimeti is the source of this 914-nucleotide messenger RNA. RefSeq lists its product as uncharacterized. Bases 253 to 738 code for a protein of 161 amino acids. The record is from RefSeq and is a predicted model, not a curated record. NCBI's taxonomy places the organism in Eukaryota, Fungi, Ascomycota, Sordariomycetes, Sordariales, Chaetomiaceae. The transcript is spliced from 3 exons.